Gloeophyllum trabeum ATCC 11539 is the source of this 947-nucleotide messenger RNA. RefSeq lists its product as uncharacterized. Gene Ontology annotation, molecular function: protein binding. The coding region runs from base 21 to 887 and encodes 288 amino acids. Gene Ontology annotation, cellular component: Dsc E3 ubiquitin ligase complex; endoplasmic reticulum. Gene Ontology annotation, biological process: protein processing. Lineage: Eukaryota; Fungi; Basidiomycota; Agaricomycetes; Gloeophyllales; Gloeophyllaceae. The record is from RefSeq and is a predicted model, not a curated record. The transcript is spliced from 5 exons.
GAAGGACACGUACCUACGACAUGACACGCCCGCUAAGCGACAAGGCCAAGGGGAAACAACGAGCAAUUGACCCAGAGCCGGAGGGGGACUCGUCUACGGAUACAACGCGACACCUGACUGUCCGAUUCACUGAAGGCAUCCCGGACUUCGAUCUGCCAGUCAAGGAGGGAGAGACUGUUCGGGAUAUCAAGAGACACAUCCGAAACAGCAGGCCUCAGCUGCAGAACCGUCGACUGAGACUAAUUCAUUCGGGGAAACUCUUGUCGGAGAAGACCGAUGUCCACAAGCUAUUGACAUCUCUCGAAGAACGACAGCGACGUAGAAUCGAUGAUGAUCUUGACGAGGCGCAACCGCUGCUGACCGCUAAUUGGUUGCAUUGCUCCGUGGGUGCCGAGCUGGGCGAGGGGGAAGUGGAGGAGGAGGCGUCACAGAGCGGCCAAAUUAGACCAUUGAGGGGAUUUGAUAGACUGGCAGCAGCGGGAUUCUCCGAAGAAGAUAUUGCCAGCAUUCGGCGACAAUUCCACAAUUCGGGUGCGCACGAUUAUCUUGAUUCGGAAUUUGGCGAAGAAAGCGAUUACGACGAGCGUGCGCGCAUCCUUGAGGAGCAAUGGAUAGACUCUCUGGAUCACGCAGGCACAGCGUCUCUGUCGGACUCCAAUUCCACCGGGUCUACCAUUGUUCUGCGAGGCAUAGUCAUGGGAUUUUUCUUCCCCUUGUUGCCAUUCUUCUUUUUCCGUGAGCAUAAGCCGGCUGUUUUCUGGGAAAAUGGCCAAGAACACGAGUCCCUGGGAAGUGUCAUAUUCUCCAAGCGGAUGCAAAUGGGAAUUGUCGUUGGCUUUCUCGCCAAUUUCUCGUUUGGGUUGUGGAGGUACCUACUGACCAGCUAGUCGACUGUACAGCAUGUUUCACUUUGAUGGUCUUCUUUUUAUGCACUGGUGCCCCACCCC